This is a messenger RNA of Dermacentor andersoni, 408 nucleotides long. Its product is annotated as protein GVQW3-like. The record is from RefSeq and is a predicted model, not a curated record. NCBI's taxonomy places the organism in Eukaryota, Metazoa, Arthropoda, Arachnida, Ixodida, Ixodidae. Gene Ontology annotation, molecular function: nucleic acid binding.
AUGAUUAAGGAGGCCUACGGUGAUGCUGCCAUGGGUAGACCAGGUGUUUUUGAGUGGCACAAGCUGUUCCGAGAAGGUAGCGAAGGAGUGGAACAUGACGACUGCUCCAGACACCCUUGGACCAGCAAGACCAACGAAAAUGUAUUGCGAGUGAAAAAUUUACUGAACAGUGAUCGUAGGAUGAGUAUCAGAAUGAUUGCUGAUGACUUGAGCAUUCCUCAUACCCAAGUUUUUGAGAUCGUGACAGAAAACUUAGCCAUGAGGAAAGUGUGCGAGAAGUUCAUGCCGCGAAUGUUGUCAGAGGAGCAAAAGGGCAACCGGAAAGCGAACUGCCAGGAUCUUCAUCAUGUGAAUGAGGACCCAGACUUUUUGGACAAUGUAGUGACCGGUGACGAGACUUGGGUGUGA